UGGUUACCUGUAGAAGGAGCAGGCGUUAUUGUGCUGCUGGUACAAACAGUUUUCACUCAGAGUUCAUAAAGUGUAAAGUAAACUAAUGUCCAGAGGAGCAGAGGACGGUUUACUCUGAGCUCGACAGGUCAGGUCUGAGACAGUCAGUGAAGGCGGACUGUUUGACAAUCAUGGAAGUGUCGUUACAGAGCAGCAGGACGGUCCAACUUUCCCUCUAACUCUUUAAACAAAUGUCCACAAUGGCGUCUGUCCUGGAGGAUCCGACCUUAGAGAGACACUUCAAGGGCCAUAAAGAUGCUGUCACCUGUGCAGACUUCAAUCCAAACCGCAAACAACUGGCCUCGGGAUCAGUUGAUAAGAGCCUGAUGAUCUGGAAUCUGGCUCCAAAGGCGAGGGCUUUCCGCUAUGUCGGCCAUCAGGACGUCAUCACAGGGGCGCAGUUCUCCCCGUCUGGUAACCUGGUGGCCACUUCCUCCAAGGACAGAACAGUCCGACUGUGGACUCCUUCCAUGAAAGGAGAGUCAACAGUGUUCAAAGCUCACACAGCGGCUGUUCGCAGUGUUGCUUUCUCCCACGAUGGACAGAAACUGGUGACGGCGUCUGACGACAAGUCUGUCAAAGUGUGGAGCGUUCAGCGGCAGUGCUUCGUCUUCUCUCUCAACCAGCACACCAACUGGGUGCGCUGUGCCAGGUUUUCUCCAGAUGGACGUUUGAUAGCGUCCUGUGGAGACGACCGCACCGUCCGGCUUUGGGACACGUCCACCAAAAACUGCAUCAACUGUUUCACUGACUAUGGAGAAUCAGCAACGUUUGUUGGUUUUAACUCCAGUGGCACCUGUAUCGCUUCUUCAGGAGCUGACAGUUCACUGAAAAUCUGGGAUCUAAGGACCAACAAGCUGAUUCAGCAUUAUCAAGUCCACAGUGCAGGAAUCAACAGCUUUUCCUUCCACCCAUCCAACAACUACCUGAUCAGCGGCUCCAGUGACGGCACCGUUAAGAUCCUGGACCUGCUGGAGGGACGCCUCAUCUACACCCUCCAUGGACACAAGGGCGCUGUAAUAACAGUAGCCUUCUCCAGGACAGGAGACCUGUUUGCCUCGGGGGGAGCUGAUGGUCAGGUGCUGAUGUGGAGGACAAACUUUGACACCAAAUCCUACAGAGACAUCCUGCAACAACACAGCCGGAGGUCCUCCCCGGACCCACCGCCCCACCUGACUGACAUCCACCCCAGAGGACCCCACCUUCACCACCCGCAGCCCUCAGCCAUUCAGAUCAGUCCCAUCGUGGCAGACACUCAGUCCACUGAUCCACAUGUCAUAGAGUUGGGCCAGUCCGUUCACAGCACCACGCUCUUAAACGGUCGAACACACUCGACACCCACGCGGGCCACCACCAACAGUCACCACUCCAACGGUUUGCCGGCGCGUCACGUGGCCAGUUCAAGAGUGGGAGGAUGGAUGGGAGACGAAAGUACCAGCGGGGCAGGUGUGGGUACUUGGAGCCAGACCAGAGCUGGCGGGGGAGGAAGAGGAAGGAGAGAGGAGGAGGAAGAGGAGAGAGGGCAGACGCAUCCAUUGGAAGUUCUCUCAGGUCAUCCAUCGAGUCUGGACUCGACGCUGCAGCACAUUGUUAAACAGCUGGAUAUUCUAACACAGACUGUUUCAGUGCUGGAGGAGCGUCUCACCCUGACCGAGGACAAGCUGAAGGAGUGUUUCCUCCACCAGUCCCACAUCCUCAAGGACAUCCGAGCGUCAGGAGAGAGGCAGAGGACGGAGAGCGAGGAGACGGACUGAUCACCUGUCCAUUUCACUUGAGGACGACCUCGCCCUCCCUCAGACCGCAGCACAAACACACAGACUGAGUUUAGCCCCGACACUGCCAGACAGGGGUGUGUGUGUGCGUGUGUGUGCGUCUGUGUGUGUGUGUGUGUGUGUGUGUGUGUGUGCGUGCGUGUGCGUGUGCGUGUGCGUCUGUGUACGUGUGUGAGUCUGAGUGUGACUUUAAAUGUCCACCUUGGUGGUCUCUCUCAGGGGUCAGUGGGUUAAUCAGGAUUUGGUCUUUCUGCACCUCUUAAGGAUAUCCAGCUGUACAGCCGAGCACAGUCUGGCUGGGACAUUCCAAUUCUGCAUGUGUGUCUGUGUGUGUGUGUGUGUGUGGUGAUAUGGAUGUUACAUCCAAUCAGGACAGCUGCAGCUAUGAAAACAGACGGUGCUUGUCUGCUGUAUGACCUCUGUGUGUGUGUGUGUGUGUGUGUGUUUACAUGUGUAUAUGUGUGUAUUAGCACAUGUUUUAGCAGCUGGUUGACGUCUUUCAUUGUUGUCUGUUUGCAUUGGUUUUGUAAUUUUAAAACGUGCUCAUUGCCUCAGACUCACAUCAUAUGAAUAUAAUUUAUAUGAAUAAAUGAGUUACU
Epinephelus lanceolatus (giant grouper) is the source of this 2410-nucleotide messenger RNA. It is a transcript of the gene poc1b, whose product is annotated as POC1 centriolar protein B. The record is from RefSeq and is a predicted model, not a curated record. Gene Ontology annotation, biological process: cilium assembly. NCBI's taxonomy places the organism in Eukaryota, Metazoa, Chordata, Actinopteri, Perciformes, Serranidae. Gene Ontology annotation, molecular function: protein binding. Gene Ontology annotation, cellular component: centriole; ciliary basal body.